CAUGGAGCACGACGGCCAAGGCAACCGCUGCGGGGACGAAACGGCGAUGGGAAGCGUGAUGGCUCCUCUGGUGCAGGCGGCCUUCCAUCGAUAUCACUGGUCCAUGUGCAGCGGACAAGAGCUGAAGAGAUACAUCCACACGUAUGACUGUCUCUUGGAUGACCCCUUUAAACAUGAUUGGCCGCAGCUUCCUGAACUUCCUGGCAUCAACUACUCGAUGGAUGAGCAGUGUCGGUUCGACUUUGGUGUGGGCUAUAAGAUCUGCACUUCAGUGA
Micropterus salmoides (largemouth bass) is the source of this 275-nucleotide messenger RNA. RefSeq names its product A disintegrin and metalloproteinase with thrombospondin motifs 3-like. The record is from RefSeq and is a predicted model, not a curated record. The transcript is spliced from 2 exons. Lineage: Eukaryota; Metazoa; Chordata; Actinopteri; Centrarchiformes; Centrarchidae. Gene Ontology annotation, molecular function: metallopeptidase activity. The annotation marks the transcript as partial.